Vigna umbellata (rice bean) is the source of this 958-nucleotide messenger RNA. The record is from RefSeq and is a predicted model, not a curated record. NCBI's taxonomy places the organism in Eukaryota, Viridiplantae, Streptophyta, Magnoliopsida, Fabales, Fabaceae.
UGCACAGGAAGAGAAAAGAAGGUCAAAACAAGAGGAAAAAUUUCCAUGAGAAUGAAGAGAGGAAAAAGGAAAAAUUGAGAGAUGGAGGCCAGAUUUCAGGCUGAGAACCAUUACUAAUCACCUUUACUCAUUCACACACAAUUUCACAACUACACUCUGCAUUCAUUUGCAUUCAUCUCUAUCUCUUCCACUUAACAUAUCACAACCUCUUUGUCCCAUUCCUUCAUCUUCUAUUAAUUUUGUUCCCAAGGAAACCCAUUGCCAAUUCCAUUUUCCAAUUCCAACCCUUAUAUUCAAAUUAACAACCAACCAAAGCACACACAUUAAUCAACCUUUUCACACACGGAUAUUUUACUAAUUCUGGAUCGACUUCCUCGGUUCAAGAUCCAAUGGCGGUUGCUACCAGAGGAACCAGGGGUGGAUCUACUUUUCGUGGUCUCUUCUCCUUCCGGAUCUUCAUCUCUGCCAUGUUCUCUCUUCUCUUCAUCGCCACCCUUUCGGUCCUAUUCACCAACAACCCCUCCACAUCCCAAGAUGUAUCUGAUCUUCCCACCACUGGCUAUGCACGCGUUCCACUGCCGUCCAAGGCACGACUUUUUGCACGUUGGCCAAAUCUGACCCGUCUUAGACCCAGUGAUUUGAUAACCACCCGCAGCUUAAAGAAAUCACAUAGCGCCUUUAGUGAAUUGCUUAUGGGCUUAGCAAGAAGCUCAAGCUUGACAUUUCUAAGCAAUUGAAGACUUUUGAUGAGUUGGCGCACAAUUUUUCGGAUAUUGCAAUGAAGCCGGUUUACCAGAAGUCAUUGUUUGAGACAGAUGGUCCGAUUGAUGAGGACGCGCUGAAGCAGUUUGAGAAGGAGGUUAAAGAAAGAGUGAAGAUUGCGCGUAUGAUCAUUGUUGAGGCGAAAGAGAAUUAUGAUAAUCAGUUGAAGAUCCAGAAGUUGAAGGAUACAAUAUUU